AUGAUGUUCAGAGAUCCAGAGCCUCGUGGACAGACAUAUAAAGCCUGCAACCUCUUCAUUAGACAGGUCAAGACAGCUGGAUACACCAAUUUGAUAAACCACCUAGCGUCAAAACACUCCGGCUACGAAGACGUUGUUCGGCAAUGCAUGCGUGACAAGCGGAGCGUUUCAAUGGACAUGUUCGUGGACCAGGACGCCCUGUCGACUCACCAGUGGAUGAAUCUUGUUGUAAACAAAAACUUCUCGUUCACGGCUGUAGAUGAUGGCGUUGUGAGAUCGGCGAUAAAGUGCUCGAAUCGCAAGCAGAUGAAUGCCCAGGACGCCACAUAA
Phytophthora nicotianae INRA-310 is the source of this 330-nucleotide messenger RNA. RefSeq lists its product as hypothetical. The record is from RefSeq and is a predicted model, not a curated record. NCBI's taxonomy places the organism in Eukaryota, Oomycota, Peronosporomycetes, Peronosporales, Peronosporaceae. Bases 1 to 330 code for a protein of 109 amino acids. The transcript has a single exon.